Cuscuta europaea is the source of this 1990-nucleotide messenger RNA. NCBI's taxonomy places the organism in Eukaryota, Viridiplantae, Streptophyta, Magnoliopsida, Solanales, Convolvulaceae. The record is from the annotation of a GenBank genome assembly.
UUAUUAGAUAAUAGAGAUAAUAAUUUUAUAUAUUUUAUUCAUUUGAAAUACUCCCAAUUUUUUCAACAUCAUUUAUAUAUAUAUUCUAAUUCACACCCCUGGCGCUGCAAGAAUUGCAGUCACUGGUUGGAAGGACCUCACCCCAGGGACAGCGAACAGGGAGACCACACAACCCAUUUUGCAGCUAACUUUCAAAAUUACAGGUAUAACAACAAAUCAAAAACGACCAAGGCAAAAUACUCUGAGGCAGGGUGUCCCUAUCUAGUUGGGCGAGAAGAUGCUCAGCCACAAACAGACGGCUGGCGCAUCGUUAGCUACAAAAAACGGCGCAGCAACGCUCGUCCUAGCCACUUCUCCACUGAGCACCGACACACAAACCCACAACACCUCAGGGCUUAUGGCAACUCGAAUCGCUAUCAAAGCUUAGAUCUAGAAGAUAAAUUUUAUUUUUCAUCGCAAUCAGUUGAACUGGAUAAUCAUCCCUCCAACGAUUACCAGAAAAGUAGAGAAGAUGAACCCGUGAAAAGAAUCCCAAACGUUCGUCUCUCCAAAUCAACGAAAUGCGACAAUCGAUCACUAAGAAACGCCCCUGACUACGGUGGAUCCAAACGAAGACCGACAACCUCUUCUCCGGAGGCUAGCAACCUGCCUAACGCCGCACUCAUGGAACACGGGAACUCACGGUCAAAGAAAUUGCUGCGUCAAAGGCUGCACCUGUUACAACCAAGGCUGCGCUCAGUGACAUGGAAUUGCCGGUCGUCGUCACUAGAGGUGUCGUGGGGACUCCCUCAGAUGGAACACCUCACAUGGGCAGAGCUAUUCUGGGACUCUACUGACAAAGGCAAAAGCAGCGUUCAACAGGUCACAGAUGGCCCUGAACCCACAACUUCAGGCCACACAGAAAUAAUACAAGUGUCUGACCAGGCAGGUCCCUUUGGAUCUCAAAAUCAAACUACCAUUACCGAAGUGGUCACGAAGGAAGUAAAUGGGGUAUCGACAGAUUUAUUCCAAGUUGGGGAAAAAUACUACUCCGUACUUCUUUGGAGAAUAUGGGUUCGACUCGUUAAAAUUGAAUCAAAAUCUUUUAAAUUUGCAGUGGAAAAGAGAGAUUUGGUCCUCUUUGAAUUCAAAAAGUCCUUUAUGCACAAGAUUCAAUUCAAACUCGAGCUUGUUCCCCAAAUUAUCGGGUUCAUCUAUCAGCUUAGAAAUCCUAGCCAGUCAAAGUUUGAGGAAAAAAGGCGAUUCAGAGAUAUCACGAUUUCGGUAGAAAGUAACAGAGCAGGCUACUAUGUGAAAUUGGCUAAACAAAAGGGGAUCCAUUCAGAUACCUAUGGAACCCAAAAAUUCGAGCCUAUUUAAAUUCCUUAAUAUUUUUUCUAAUUUUGAGGGCUCUCAAAGUCAGUGCAAGAUGAUUCAAUCUUUCUCCAACAUGGGCUCAUGUUAGAAUCCGAGGACCCCACAACCAUCUUUAAGUUGAUUUUACAUCAUCAAAUCCAGACAGUCGGUACCGUUGUUGAACAUGUCUUCUCUUCUGGAAAACAACCCCAGUUGCCACCGAUCGAGGCUUACUCAUGUGCCUCUGACGAUUUUGAUCAUUCGGAUGACUGCAUCUUCAAAAAUGAUUUCUUGGGGCAUGCGACGGAAAGUGACCGUCGUCCUCCUAGUUUGUACCCAGAAGAAAUUAGGAAGUCCAAAUUCAAUAAGAAAAUUUGCCGGAAAGCCAAUUUCGUAACCUCGGAAAAUUAUUUGCCAACUGACAAUUUGAACAUGCAGCUGAAAAUUUACAAAAAACCCAGAAGAAUAAAAGGCGACAUAGCAUGAGAACAAAGUCUCAAUCCAGAGACUUCCCAUGGGACUAGUUAUUUAUUUGUUUUUAUUUCUUAUUUUUGACUUGGUCACUUCUGCGUUUCUUCCUUUUUGUAAUGCUUUUCUUUUUUUUUCCUUUAUCGCAUUGUACUAUUUCCCUUUUAUCAAUAAAAUUUCCCUUUUU